Molecule: messenger RNA, 572 nt
Organism: Entelurus aequoreus (snake pipefish)
Lineage: Eukaryota; Metazoa; Chordata; Actinopteri; Syngnathiformes; Syngnathidae
Product: acireductone dioxygenase-like
Exons: 4
Coding region: 48-572 (174 amino acids)
Molecular function (GO): acireductone dioxygenase [iron(II)-requiring] activity
Source: RefSeq, a predicted model, not a curated record
CUUGUCCUGCUUCACGUCUUGUUGUGGCGGUUUACGGCGCGCUCAACAUGGGGAUCGAAGCUUGGUACAUGGACAACUCUGACGAAGACCAGAGGAAGCCGCACAAACUUCAGCCAAAUCAGCCCGUUUUGUUGGAGACUUUAAAAAACAUCGGAGUUCUUCACUGGAAGCUGAAUGCAGACAUCCAUGAGGAUGACCCACAGUUGCAGCUGAUCAGGGAAGAGCAAGGCUACCCUUCCAUGGACAUCAUCACCGUUGAGAAGAACACACUGGCAAAUUAUGAGGAGAUGUUAAAAAGGUUCUAUACGGAACACCUACAUUUGGACAAUGAGCUUCGCUACAUCCUUGAUGGCCAGGCAUAUUUCGACGUCCGGGACAAGGAGGACCGCUGGAUAAGAAUCGCUGUGGGCAAAGGUGACCUGAUUACGCUGCCAGCUGGCAUAUACCACCGCUUCACAUUGGACGAGACCGUAAGUUUGAAUUACACUUGGAAAAAUAAAAUAAUGAUUGCUGGAUUAAUUUGCUCUCAAACUUUUUUCACCGAAGGUACACUGUCUGAAUUGAACAGUUAG